Messenger RNA from Pseudocercospora fijiensis CIRAD86, 1676 nucleotides. RefSeq lists its product as uncharacterized. The coding region runs from base 38 to 1528 and encodes 496 amino acids. The transcript is spliced from 2 exons. The record is from RefSeq and is a predicted model, not a curated record. Lineage: Eukaryota; Fungi; Ascomycota; Dothideomycetes; Mycosphaerellales; Mycosphaerellaceae.
CUGGUGGUAUGCCGUGGAUUUUAUCGCCGACGGCAGUAUGAGGAGCUUUCUUUUCGCCUUCCUGGCCCUCCUCGGACGCGGCUGGGCCGCGAAUCCUGACGAGGCGAAACAGGCCGGUAUUGAUGACCAGGCCAAAGCAGCUUAUUUCGUUCUGGCAAGCUCGGGUUACGUGUUCGCCUUGAACGUGGCGGCAAAUGGAGAUGUCUACUACCACAUGAAUGCGCCUUCUUCACACUCCUGGAUGGGCGUGGGCUUCGGCAGCAGCAUGGACAAUGCUCGAAUGCUGAUUUCUUAUGUCGGCUCGGAUGGCCAUACUCUCGUCAACACAUGCCGCAUGUCUAAAGGCCACUCGGAACCCGAAUGGGAGUCUGAUGUUGUGAUUGAGGGUGUCCACAACGACACUUAUGCACCCUACUCGAAUACCCUCAGCCCUGAUGGAAUCAUGAUUGCGCACGCCAUUUGUCGGAAUUGCUCGCAAUGGGCAACCGGCGGCCUGGACACGUCCAGCACGGCACAGCCUUUUAUAUUUGCGCUGGGACCGAAUGUCACCUUAGAGGACGACCACCCGAAUGCACCGCUGCGGCUUCACGAGUUUCAUGGGAAGUUCCAGCUAGACAUGACAGUUGCCACUAAUUUCAGUGGAUCCCACGGGCGAGUCCCAGCACCGCAAGAUCCAGGGCUGCAAGUUGGAGAUUCAUUCUGGGCUUUUGCGAAUUACAUGUCUUCGAAUGUCUAUAAGACCGGCACCGAUUCAGAGUGGGCUCAGACCGCACAUGCGGUCUUCAUGUGUCUCGCCUUCCUCUUGGUGUUUCCACUCGGAGCCAUCUGCUUGAGACUGGUUCGUCGCGCAAUGGUACACGCCAUUGUGCAGGUUUUUGGCCUUGGUCUGGUCUUGAUAGGUUUUGGACUUGGCAUAUACGCUUCGAAGCUCUACAAUAAGUCCAAAAGCUUUGCCUCUGCCCAUCAAAUCAUUGGUCUGCUCGUAUUUGCCGCGUUAUUCCUGCAAGUUGGUCUUGGCCUAAGCCAUCAUUUGCUAUACAUGCGAACCGGAUCUCCAACGAUAUUGGGCAAGAUUCACCGAUUUCUGGGUAUCAGCAUCUUAGUGCUUGGCAUUGUCAACGGUGGUCUGGGACUUGAUUUCGCAGGCAGUCCCAAGGUCGCGUACGGUGUCGUCGUUGCCAUUAUGGUGGUCAUAUUUGCUGUACUCUCCGCAUGGGUACACACCUAUGUGCAACGUCACGUGUACAAACCGGAAAAGGAGCCAUUCGCGAAGCAUGACUAUGGCUCUGAACCACCGGCAGAAUAUGAAAUGUCCUUCGCGACAAUGGGGCAGACUGGCUACGUUCAGACUCCGCGAACUCCAUUCUUUGGUCAGGCGAAAUACACAGAUGAUCCCGAAGACUAUCGGAGCUAUGCGACACGAGAGAAUGAGCAAAGAGGACGGCAAGAGAGUCUCUAUACCGAUACGCCGGCCUCCGACAGAGAGAAUCCUUUCAAGUCGAAAUGGGAGGCAGUGCCACUGCGGUAGCACCAGUGGCUUCGUUUGCCAUGGCUUUUGUUCUUGUUUGGCGGCAUUAUCAGCAUAGCGGUGGCGAUCUGCAUUUCUAGCGAUAUUGUACAGUUCAUGACGAGACGAGCGAAUGAUACCCUGCAGAAAGACAUGUAUUCAUCAAACG